This is a messenger RNA of Scaptodrosophila lebanonensis, 5650 nucleotides long. RefSeq lists its product as uncharacterized. The transcript is spliced from 3 exons. Lineage: Eukaryota; Metazoa; Arthropoda; Insecta; Diptera; Drosophilidae. The coding region runs from base 1 to 4824 and encodes 1607 amino acids. The record is from RefSeq and is a predicted model, not a curated record.
AUGCAAACGGCCAUGGAAAGCACCGCAGUUGCUGCGCUGCCACUGAGUCACAGUCAGCUAAGUGGCGGUGGUGUUGGUGGGGUUGGUGGCAACAGCAAUGGCAGCAGCAGUGCCAGCAGCGGUUACGGAAGUGCAACCACAACGCCCACCACACCGCUAAGCAACCACUACGAUGCAGGGACAGUAGCGGCCUCAACUACAUCCAUGGCGGCGACAAUAGCCACUGUGGCGCCUUUCUACAGUGAGGCAUUGAGCCAGCAAUUGCCGCCACCACAUCAGCAACCGACGGCGGCACACCAGCAAUCGCACUAUUACCAUCAAAACUACAGCUAUUCCAAUGCCAUGCCGCUGGACUACAAUGCCGCUUACAACGCGUACACGUCGUCGGGCAUGCUGGCCAGCGGUUAUCAGACUGCUCCAGGUGCUCGCUAUGAGAAGUUGGCGACAGCCAAUAAAUAUGUCGCGCAACCACUUCAACCGCUGCAGUCGCUUUACAAAUUUACAACAAAUAGCAGCGAUAAUGCGGGGGGAGUAGGCGGUACUGGAGGCAUUGGCAGCAACACCAGCAGCGCCAACACAAGUAAUAAUAACCCAAAUGUGUCAGCGGCCAGUUAUAGCAAUUUGUCCUACGAUGCCGCCGCUGCCUAUAAAAUGACUGUCAAGACGACGCCCGAUUGUGGCAGCGUCCAGCCCAUUGCUGGUACAAUGGGCAGCUAUGCUGCAGGCUAUCCGGGCAGCUACCUGACGCAACCCACACAGCAGCCACAGGCGCAGUCAAAUCAAAAGUCACAGUUCUCUCAAAUGGAUGCCAACUAUGCCGCGAUUAAGCCAAGCACGCGUUACCAGAGCAUGGCGCCAAUAUAUGGCAGCAGCGGCACUGGCAGCAGCAGCAACAACAAUAGUCUUUGUAGCAGCAACAAUGCCUAUUAUCCGGGCUUGGGUUUCGACAGCUCCAUCUCCGGCCCGAGCCCACUCUUCAGUUCCGAGGAUCCGUAUCGCAAAACAUCGAGCAAUUCUUGCCAUUGGGGCAUGGACUAUGCCGCCAGCUGUCGUACCUUGCCACCCGUACCGCAAGCAAUGCCCAGCAAUGCCACUGCCUAUCAUGGGCAUCCGGCUGGUGGUGAGCUUUAUUAUGGAGCCAAAUAUGAUAAGUAUGGCACACCCCCCUACGGUAGUCCCUAUCAGCCGCCGAAUGUUUCGCAGCCUUUCGCGACACGCAACAUGUGGGCUGGCGACCCCGGCACGCUGUCUAUGCAACCGUAUCCGAAUCCAACGAGUGCGACAGGGGCAGCCAGUGCGCGUCAGAGUUGUUGCACACAGCCCUAUGGUCAGCAGAGUUGCUACUAUCCGCGCAGCAAUGGGUACCCAGCAGUGCCACCCAACUACACCAGCAAUGCGCCACCACCCGCUCAAUAUAUUGGCGGUGGCACCACAAAGCCACACAACGACUAUGUACCGCACAUGACAGCGCCAGCCAAGCUCAAGCAUCCGACUGAUCUCUAUGUUGCUCAUGCACCACCGCCACCACCCUAUGACACACAAGCCGCUGCUGCAACACAGCUGGCUUACCCGGGCUACCCCGGCGCCGGGAGCAGCAAUGGCAGUCAGCGCUAUAUGCCGGCACCCACUAACCAACACCAACUGGGCCUGGGCAUGGAUGCAGCCACCGCCUAUUACAAUGAUCUCAAUAGCAUGCAGCCAAUGCUCGAUAGCUAUGCUCUGCAACCGAUGCAGGCACAGCAAUCCCUACAAAGUCAUCGACAGCCCACAUAUCUGAGCAGUGGUAAGCCGAACAGUUUGCUCGAAUAUCGCAAGCGACCGAGUCUACCGCCUCACAGCCACAUCACCAAUACCAACAGCAACAGCAAUUGCUACAUCACGCAGUCCUCGGCACCACUCAGCAAUCUGGAGGCGCAUGUGGAUAGCUACGGGGGCUAUGGGGCAACCACCGCUAUACAUUACGGAGCACAGUCGACGGGUAAGCCCAGCAGCAGCUCGAAUAAUAUACGCGACUUUCUGUCCAGCUGGAACGAUGACGAGGAGGAACAAACCACAGUUGUGACGCAAGAGUCCGACAUACAGCCAGUGGCAAUUGUUGCGCCAGUUGCCUCCUCUAAUUUCAUGUAUGAAACCUUGGCACCAGUUGGUCCCGUUGCCACUGCAGUAAUGGAUCAGAGUGCAGAGCUCAGUCAGUGCCAGCCCAUGAACCUACCCGAUAUUAUAAUAGACAUUGAGAAAUCCAAUGGGAAUGGCAAUCUGACACAUGUCAGUGCAAAUACAGAGGACUCGUUUGGUAGCUUCGAUGUGGAAAAGGAGCUGGAUGACCUUCGUUUCAAGAGGAAUGGCUUUGAGCCAAUUGGCAGCAUCGAAGAGCGUCCCACAGAUGCCUUAGCCGAUAUACUGAAUGCGCCCGGUAACGAUACAGAUUCGCUGCCGCUGCCAGAGACUUUGACUAUGCCGCUCCCAUUGCUCAGUGCCUCAGAGGAGGCAGCUGCUCCUCUUCAGGAGACCAGCAUAAUAUCCGACAGUCAGUUGCCUCAAGUAGAGUUGGAUAACAACACUAGCAACUCGAAUGAGUCAAGCUUUGAGAAGGAAUAUGAGACCUUUAUACACAAAAUAGGCGGCAGCGGCAGUGAGACGGAAACAAAUGCCCAAGACGGCAGCGAGUAUCGUGAGCAUGCCAAAAAGUUCAAGUUCUACAAGCGCAAGCGAAAGAUCACAGAGAGCAAUGGAGAAGUUCCUGCAGAUCAGCAGCAGCACCGACAAGAACUCGCGCCCACUGGGGAGAAACAAGCGAAGGAAGCUGUUGAAAAUGGUAACACAAUUGCAAUGUCCGCCCCGGCCUUGGCCAGGGCUAAUCGAAAGUUGUGUGCGCGCAGACGACGCAAUCACAUCAAAAUGCUGAAGAUAUUGGAAUUUGAGAGUCCCAAAAUUAAACAUGGAUUCUACUUCAAAGCGCUGAAGGCUUUGCGCCGCCGCUUCGCUUUGGACAAGACUAGACAGAAGCGAACGCUUUUAAUGCGUAGGCAAUUGGAGGUGCGCAAGGAGCGUCACCUUCCGCUGAUCAAGAGACAAUCAGCCAAGCAAUAUAAGCAGCAACUCUACAAUCCACCAACACUCAAGGGACUGAGCGUGUCGGUCAUGAAUUCGCAAGCCUUUCGAACGAGUCUAAUGGGUGUAGUGGAUGGGAGCAGCCCAAUCGAACGGGCAGAUGCGCUGCCGAUGCGUACAGAGACUGUUAUAAAGACUGCCCGGAGUGCGCAAGAGAGCAGCCGAUAUGAGAGAGAGCUGGAAAGAGGGAAGACUGAGCCAAUGAAUGCCACAAAGCCAAUGAAGACUGAAGAGGCAAGAAUAGAGCUGGACGAUGCGAGGAAUGCGCUGCCUAUUUGUGAACUGCAGGAGCAGGACAGCUUGGAUUCGGUGGAGCUGCUGGCCAGUUUUAAAGGGUUCGAUGACAUUGAGAAUACGCACCUAUCGCCGAGAGCUAGUUUGCAAGUGGAAGCCGAUAAUGCACCCAGCUCUAAGCCGAAGAAAGAGGAAGCAAGCAAUAAGACGACGGCUCAUCAAUUGGCAGAGCAACAUUCCAAGCAACAGCAAAUUCAAGAAUGGCUCCAAAAAAGUAUGGCGAAUGGUGAGUUGAUAGCAUCCCAGCAAGAUCCUCCCCAAGUGCCGGUGCCGGUGCCGACAAUUGCAAUAUCCUCAACAAGCUCAAGCUCCUCCUCAUCCUCUACCUCAACAACAUCAGCAUCGACAUCUAGCUCAAGCUCAAACUCCAGUUCAACCGAUGAUAACGAUGCCAGCAGCAGUUGCAGCGAAGGCAGCAACGCCUCAAGUAGCAGCAGCAGCAGCAGUAACGGCAAGAGCAGUAGCAGUUGCAGCGGCGAAGAAAGUGAAUUUAAUGAAUUGGCCGCCUUGAAAAAAGAACUAUCCCAACAUCCACAUGCCAGCAGUCCCAUAGAACCGCCUGUGGAGCAGGCAACAGUAAUUGAAGCGGCUGACGAAGUGGAUGCUGUCAAGGCUGUGUCUAACAGGGACAUAGCCAAGCUAAAGAAGAUACUAGAGAGUGAUGGAGAGGAGGCUGGAGAGCAUCCGAAUGCCACCGUACCAAAGCUAAGUGACCUUAGUAAAAUUGCCUUAAAUAGUUCCUUAAAAACUAGCGAAUUAGUUAUAAAAACCCAUGAGGAUAAUGCCCAGAAACUAGAGCAUGCAGUGGAAGUGGAGCAAUCGGAGCAACCCGAUAACUUGGUGCAACGCGAACUAAGCGUUGAGGAAGCCCUGGCUGAAAUGUAUCAGCAAAUAGGCGUAGUCUCUGACCCCGAAGACUAUGUCGAUGAUAAUAAUGACGAUGCGGCGAAAGAUGCCGAGGCCGCUGGCGCCGAUGUGCUGCUCAUUAAUUUAGCCGAAAUUUUCGACAACAAUAGCUCCGAUCUGUAUGUGGUCCAAUGCGAUAUGAAUGAGAACAUCUUGGGCGUCGUAGCUACCGAUGAAGAGCAAGCGGUAUCCAAUGAGGAUCAGGUAAAUACCCUACAACUUAUCGAGUUGCUGGCCGAUGCCGAGCCCGAAAUAGAUGCGUUUCCGCGGGCAGAAACACCCGAAUUGGGACAAUUCGUAACCACACCCAUUAUACAUCACGAAGAAAUCGUGCCCGACAACUACAAGGAGUUCGAGCGUCGCGAAUUUCUAAAGUAUUUGCAUGCCAAGUAUGUGCAGGGUCACAUAAGUAAAUACUAUCAUGCCCAGCGGGUCCUCAAAAAGUACAGGCGACGACUCUGCGAACAUCAACGAAGACGCCAGCAACCAAAGCAGAGCACCAAUGACUUGUAAUUGACAUACUUAGGCAUUAAUUAGGGACAGUUCUGGGGACUACAGUACAUGCAAGUUAACGUCAAGGUUCUGAAAAAAGAACACUUUCGUAAAAUAAUCCCAUUUCAUUUACCAAAUUCUAAAUGAUUUUGUGGAAAUUGUUAUCUUAAUUCAUUUUAGGGUGAAAUCAUAUUUUAAAAGAAGUGAUUCAAUACAAAUUUCAGAUAAAUGAAAUAAAAACUCCAGUUAUAACAGAAAUUUUGAAAAAUGACUCCUUAGGUUUCUAGAAAACUAAAUUAAAUUUUACAAUAAUUCAUGCGUUCAGAUUGGAGCUUGCUCGUCCCUAAUUCAGGUAAUGCCUUUUCUCCCAGCUCAGCUUUCUCACUUACACCAAAACAACUAGAAUCUUUAAUAAUUUCCGUUUAUUGCUGAUCCCGAACCCUAGCCGAUUGUAAGGUUUCAAAAUCUGUUGCCUAGGAGCGUCUAGGACCACAAUCCAUCUUCAAUUUCACAAUCCAGAUGUAUUUUAUUAACAUAGAUGUAAUCUCCCGACUCAGCAUUUAUAACAAAAAGUCUAAAAUACCUAAUCCUUGUCAUAAAGCAUUUUAGAAUAAAUUUGUGAUUUCUGAAACAGUAACACCAAUCAUGUUAGUAACAAUUGGUGACCCCGACCGUUAGUCGAUAUUAAAGUUCCAAACUGCAACUCUAACUUGCAGCCAUGACAGAAUCUAUUGUCAGGAGGCCAUUAUCAAUUUCCCAAUCCAGUCAAUAUCGAAUAUAUUUGACUAAACCAAGCAUGUACUGUAGUCUAUAGGUCCGCGUGUGUGUGCGACUGUUGGUGUUUCAU